Molecule: messenger RNA, 929 nt
Organism: Salvia hispanica
Lineage: Eukaryota; Viridiplantae; Streptophyta; Magnoliopsida; Lamiales; Lamiaceae
Product: putative vesicle-associated membrane protein 726
Biological process (GO): vesicle-mediated transport
Cellular component (GO): membrane
Source: RefSeq, a predicted model, not a curated record
CAGCUGUUUCUCCCUCAUGCUUGCAUUUUUUGGUUUAUGGGUUUUAUAUUUCAUGUUAAUAUAAUCUAUAACAAACCCAAUCAAGAAAGAGCAACAAUAAUCUCGCAAAAUGGGUCAGCAGAAAUUGAUCUACAGCCUUGUGGCGAGGGGAACCGUUGUUUUGGCUGAUUACACUGAAUUCAAGGGGAAUUUCAACACCAUUGCCUCCCAGUGUCUGCAAAAGCUCUCUGCUUCAAACAACCGAUUCACCUACACUUGCGAUGACCACACCUUCAAUUACCUCGUCGAUAAUGGCUUCACUUAUUGCGUUGUUGCUGUUGAAUCUGCGGGCAGACAACUACCAAUUGCCUUUCUGGAACGUAUCAAGGAUGAUUUCACGAAGAAAUAUGGAGGCGGCAAGGCCUCGACUGCAGGCUCCAACAGCCUAAAAAGAGAGUUUGGGCCUAAAUUGAAGGAGCAAAUGCAGUACUGCGUUGAUCAUCCUGAAGAAAUUAGCCAGAUUGCUAAAGUCAAGGCUCAGGUCUCUGAGGUGAAAGGUGUGAUGAUGCAAAACAUUGAGAAGGUUCUUGACCGUGGAGAGAAGAUCGAAUUGCUUGUGGACAAGACUGAUAAUCUUAAAUCACAGGCACAGGAUUUCAGGAAGCAAGGGACGAAGAUGAAGAGGAAUAUGUGGAUUGAGAACAUGAAGAUCAAACUGGUGGUGUUUGGUAUAGUCGCGCUUUUGGCUCUCUUGGUGGCGUUGUCCGUGUGUCCCAAAUUCAAGUGUUGAUUGUAGACUCGAGUGUUGGCCUUCACUACUUGGAUGUCCUCGUACGUCCGCUGCCCACCAACGUUGUUAGUGAGAGUUUUGCUUUGUAUGAGUUAGCCUCUAAAUGUGUCAUGUUACCCUCGUGGGUUGGCAGGUGGAUAGCAAUUGUUGAUUAUAGAAA